CGGGGGACAGCGGCAGCAGGCCACCGAGCUGGUCGGGCAGGUGGCGGAGCACGGCUUGCUAGUCGACCUGCGGCGACAGCGUUGGGGUACUGCAGACGGACGAUCGGGCGCUGUCGACCCAUUCUCGCGCGACAACGCGGCGCUGGAGGCGGCAGGCGCGCGGAGGGAGGGAGCUGCGGAGCGCGCUGCGGAGGCGGCAGGGCGCCAGACCCCUCCGGCGCUCGCCGCACUCGCGUCGGAGGCAAAGUCGUCCGAGGCCGCCAUCGGGCUGACCGAGGAAGAGGCCGCGCUGCUCGAGGCGCUCCGCUCGUCGGUGCGCCGGGCGUCAGCGUCCGAGCCGCAGCCGCUGCGGCCCCUCGACCGGCCAUUCUCUUCCCAAAAUCAAACCACACCGGCGCUCUCGGACGUUGAGAGGACGACGUACGUCAGGGAGAAUGACAUUGUCGAGUGAGGGAGACGAGAGCAGGCGUAUCGCCUUUUUGUGUCAAACGUGACAAACUUCACAC
This is a messenger RNA of Emiliania huxleyi CCMP1516, 506 nucleotides long. RefSeq lists its product as hypothetical. The transcript is spliced from 6 exons. The annotation marks the transcript as partial. Lineage: Eukaryota; Haptophyta; Isochrysidales; Noelaerhabdaceae. The record is from RefSeq and is a predicted model, not a curated record.